CUUGGCACAUCUCAAAUAUUUUCAGCAGUGGGAGAGCAGCUCUGAUUCCUUCAGAGAUGAGAGGCUGCAGCCAUCCUUCGAGAUGUUGGGACCGGAGACCCUGCAGGCUGGCUGGGCAUUGAUGCCCCAGAUGUGAAGGGGCAGCCAACCUGUUGGCCACGUCUGACCCUUCCUGAGCAAAUGACACCAACAUCCCUUUUGUGAGAAGAAAGAGAGGAGGGAAGAUGCUCUGUGAUGCUGCCAGUAAUGCUGACCAGUCGUGGUGCUGUCACCUCCUUGGCUGUCUUUGCAAUCUGUUCCCAACUGAGGUUUCCGUUGCAGUGUAAUUGACCACUCCAGAGGCCACUGAGGGCUGUCAGGAUGAGCUAUCCUUCCACCCUAGGCUGUCACUGCCAGAAAAUUACCUGAAGAGUUCCAGCCUGAGGCCUCCUCAUGGAUGGGUCAAACGUGACAUCAUUUGUUGUUGAGGAACCCACGAACAUCUCAACUGGCAGGAACGCCUCAGUCGGGAAUGCACAUCGGCAAAUCCCCAUCGUGCACUGGGUCAUUAUGAGCAUCUCCCCAGUGGGCUUUGUUGAGAAUGGGAUUCUCCUCUGGUUCCUGUGCUUCCGGAUGAGAAGAAAUCCCUUCACUGUCUACAUCACCCACCUGUCUAUCGCAGACAUCUCACUGCUCUUCUGUAUUUUCAUCUUGUCUAUCGACUAUGCUUUAGAUUAUGAGCUUUCUUCUGGCCAUUACUACACAAUUGUCACAUUAUCAGUGACUUUUCUGUUUGGCUACAACACGGGCCUCUAUCUGCUGACGGCCAUUAGUGUGGAGAGGUGCCUGUCAGUCCUUUACCCCAUCUGGUACCGAUGCCAUCGCCCCAAGUACCAGUCGGCAUUGGUCUGUGCCCUUCUGUGGGCUCUUUCUUGCUUGGUGACCACCAUGGAGUAUGUCAUGUGCAUCGACAGAGAAGAAGAGAGUCACUCUCGGAGUGACUGCCGGGCAGUCAUCAUCUUUAUAGCCAUCCUGAGCUUCCUGGUCUUCACGCCCCUCAUGCUGGUGUCCAGCACCAUCUUGGUCGUGAAGAUCCGGAAGAACACGUGGGCUUCCCAUUCCUCCAAGCUUUACAUAGUCAUCAUGGUCACCAUCAUUAUAUUCCUCAUCUUCGCUAUGCCCAUGAGACUCCUUUACCUGCUGUACUAUGAGUAUUGGUCGACCUUUGGGAACCUACACCACAUUUCCCUGCUCUUCUCCACAAUCAACAGUAGCGCCAACCCUUUCAUUUACUUCUUUGUGGGAAGCAGUAAGAAGAAGAGAUUCAAGGAGUCCUUAAAAGUUGUUCUGACCAGGGCUUUCAAAGAUGAAAUGCAACCUCGGCGCCAGGAAGACAAUUGUAAUACGGUCACAGUUGAGACUGUCGUCUAAGAACUGUGAGGGAAGUUGUGGAUAAAAAUGGUGGAGCACAGGUCAUUUUUAGUUUGUGCUUGGAAUAUGACUUAAGUAUCUCCUAAAUGUGAUACAGAAGGACAUCUCAUCCCAUAUGCAUGAGAUACUAAUUAAUGAUGAAAUUGAACUCUUGUACUGUAUCUUCUGGAAAUGACCUGUCAUUUCUGUACUUGACAAAGACUCUAUUUCUUUCAGCUCUUUUGGCAGCAUCUUACCAUGAACCAUAAAAAUGACUUUUGCAGGAAGAUUUACAGAUGUGUACGGGACAAGGUAACAAAACUAUUUGUUGGAACUUGAGGAGGCAGCUUGAUGUAGCAGGAAGAACAAGGGUCGCUUCCUGUGUGACCUCAGGCAAGUUGUUAAACCUCUCAGAGCCUCAUUUUCUCACUCAUAAAAUGGUCGCGGCAAUAGUCUAUACCUCCUUGGUCUGCUGUGAGGAUGAAAUGAGAAGAUGAGGCUUGUAAAGUACCUGGCACAUUGUGGAUGUUCAACAAAUAUCAGUCUCUCCUCACUCCCUUCAAUGGUAGACAAGAUAUAAAUUUUUGUUUUGUAAAGCACACACACACACACACACACAGCUCUAUCAUGCACAGAAGUUAUUAUGUGUUUUUACACAUUGAAUGUAAAUUUACGAAGGUCUUCUUCUUGCUUGCAGCAUGAAAGCAUUUCAUGGCAUUACACCUCUAUUGAAAAACAUCGCGGAUGUUAUGAUCUAACAAGCCGUGUGCUAGUGCAUCAUUUCAGGUUGUGAAGAAAUACAUUUGGCCACCAGUAGAGGAGUUUCUCGUGGCUCCCCUUCCCUCUGUGGGAAUACUAGAUGAAAUGAAAGUCUGUGUUUUGAAAUCCUUUGAUUGCAUAAACAUUUUUACGAAUGGAGUUGAAUUUAUGACUUCCUGGGGGUGACUGGGACCUUCCUCCCCCAUGAAGAGGUGGGUUAUUUGUAGCCAGAGUUCUCACCUGCAGCCAAGUGCGGGUCUCUGCACCUGUCUGCCUCCUCUCCUCCUGAGGCUUUUUUUUUUUUUUUUUCAUCACACCUGGAAGGAGGCUCAGUGGCAAGGGCUAAUGAAAAUGUGGUCACAUCCUGGAGGACUCUGAUAUUUUUGCUCAUGACAGAUCCUUGCAUGACUUCCUCAGAAUCUUUACUCAGCACUCCAGGGUGGGCUCUGCCUCUUGCCUGCCAUGAGUUGCCCUCCAGACACUGCACGUCCUGGGUUUUAGCUGUGAAGCCCGUCGCAUAGCUAUGUUUAUUUCCUUCUGUCCCUUCUAGGAGUUCCACAAAAGGGCAAUAUGUCACAUGAUUCUACAGGUUGUAAAAUGUUCAAGUCCAUAGAAAUGAGCCCGAUCGUAUUUAUUUUAACCAUUUGCUCUUUAAAAGGUCAGAGAGGCAGUGAUGUAAUGGUUCUCUGUUGCUGCUUGUCCUUCCCCAUCCUCUUCCUUUCUCAAAAGAAAUGAUGUGGGGCAGCUUCGCUGGGGGAGAGGAGUCUGUCCCCUCGAGCAAGGACCCCACUGCCAGCCAAGCUUGGAUGCAGGAGGCUUUUCAGUGGGUGACAACAUCUGAUUCAGAAACAAGGCAGCUUUGCUUUCAGGAGCCCAGAUGGGGUGUGGAGCAAUGACAUUUAGAAUGAUCUUGUUUUUGGUUGAAAACAGAGCAUUUUCCCUGGGAAAGAACAGAAUAUGGAGAUCAGAGCAACUCCCCUCUGUUUCCUGUCCUCUCCUGUGUGUGCUGUGUGCUGGCCUCUGGGGUAGGGAAAGGGGGCCAACCUCGUCUCAUCUCUAAGGGGAUCUUAGUCUCAAAGAGGACCUUAAAGACUAUCAGAUACAAGGAAUUUCUACUAAGGAAAAUAUGGUGAACUAAUAGGAAGCCCCUAUUUAUUGUUUUUCUGCAGAUAAAGUGGGGAAAUCGAAUGUGAUAAUGAAUAUAAAAAUUAUUCUAACCUUUUAAAAUGAUGCCUUACCAAGAGGUAGGAGGUAGGAUUCAGAGUUUGGCAGGGUUAUAAAGACUAAUUUCUUUCUCUCUUCCCCCAAACCCAUUCCCAAAGUGAACUGUAAGGUUAAAACUAUAACAAGAAGAUUUAAGUAAAUUUGCAAAUAUGUAGAGAAUACUAAAUCAUUUGUAUCCUUUAGGCAUUCAGACAAUUUGCCUAAGUCAUUGUAGGUUACUAGGUGCCACUUCCGAGAAUUCCCUGGGGAUGGGGAGGAGAUUGUUUGGAUAAUGCCUGUCCUAACUGAACGGGAAGGGUUUGUAGCAUUCCUACUACAAAGAUUCAUGCACAGCCUUCUCUGCAGAACACCAUGAUGUGGACAAGGCAAAGACGGGGAAGCGGAAGCCGCUGUCUAUGUCAUAGGAGAGAGAGACACCGCAUAACUACAACACCAGGCUGCACACAAGUUUGUUUGACAAGUGUUAGGAACAAAAUUGUGUGGCAGAGGUCACCGCAGCAGGGGCUCUUCCUGCCACCCCCAUAUUGCAUGCAGCCUCUUCUGUUCCCUCCCCUGCCCACUGGGGUUUCUCCUCAGCACUCAUCAUGCCAUAUAUCGAUUUGCUUAUUUGCUCGUUCUCUGUCUCUUCACGCUAGACUACAAGCUCCUUGAGGGCAGGGACGUAGCUUUGCUCACUGCUGUAGCCCCAGCUUAUUUGCUGUGGUGGUCGAAUCCACUGCACCCCUCUCUGGGCUGUUUCCUUUGUACAUAUAAAUAGACUCAAAUUGCUUCCACCUAACCAGAAGCCAUUCCUUGCCCCACAGUCCUUUCCAGUUUCUAUCUCCCCUCCCUCCCUUCCUUCCAAACCACCUUCUGGAAAGGCUCUUCCACACUCACUGUCCUGACUCUUGCCACAAUUCACCCCUCAACAUCCUGCCAUUUGUCUUGCAGCCUGACCAUCAUAGAGAGAUUGGUCCGGAUAGGAAGGUGAGUAACUUCCACAGUGUCAAAUCUGAUGGGCUGUUUUCUACCUAUGCCUUUUGUGGCAUUUAAUACCCACAGUCUUCCUGAAAUUAUCUCUUUUCUUGGAUUCUAGUUUGCUACAUUUUUCUCCAGCUCUCUUUUUGAAUCCUAUCUUCCUGAUUGGAAUCUUCUCACUUCUUUCCUCCCUCUUCUACUGCUCCUCCCUUAAAUGGACACAUUUUCCAUAAUUCAGUGGCUGGGCCUCUGCUCUCCUCUUUCUGAGAACUCUCCCUGGAUCCUGAUCCAUAAUCACCUGCUUAUUAAUGAACCUCAAAUAGACAUUUGCUGACCAGAACCCUUUGCUGGGCUUCAGUCCUGUGUGUCCAAUCAUCUAAUGGACUUUUUGACCCAAUGUCCUGCAGGUGCUUGUAACCCAUUCAUUUCCCCACCGUUUCUUUUUUCUUUUCUUUUCUUUUCCUUUUUUUUUUUUUUUUUUUUGAGACAGAGUCUUGCUCUGUUGCCCCAGCUGGAGUGCGGUGGCGUGAUCUCGGCUCACUGCAACCUCCACCUCCCAGGUUCAAGCAAUUCUCCUGCCUCAGCCUCCCAAGUAGCUGGGAUUACAGGAGUGAGCCACUGCGCCGGGCCUGCCCCUAUUCUUUUUUCAGUGAAGUACACCGCUGGUCACCCUGUCCCCCUUGCUAUGCUAUUCCCUUUGCACAGAUUGCUCUACCUUUUUUUAAUCUAGCAAACUCCAUUUAUCCAUCUACGUCCAGCUCAAGCAUUAGAGACUCAGGAGAGCCUCUGGAAGCUGAGUUCCUGGAUAACCGUGCCAUACCUUUUCUUUCCCAGACUUUCCACAUCUUUCCCUUCCUCACUCUCAGCAAAUGAUGGCUGGCUCCCCUUUACACAACGGGAAUAGAAGCAACUGGAAGAACUCUUCCAGACAUCCCCGCUGUCCCCUCUGCUGACCUAGCUACAUCUCCUUCAUAUCAGCCUCUCCCCUGUGUGCUCAGGGGGAACUCACUAUGCCCCUCCCUGGCUAAGGUGAUACCCUGGCUAAGAUGCUCCAACCCCUUCCCCUGUUGCCUGCCCGAUGGCAUUUCACCAGCAAUUCUCCCUCUCUGUCCUGCACCAUCAAUUUCAGUCCAGGAUAACGGAGGACAGAAUUUUCAGGAAUCAGGAUGGAGGAGGGUUGGUGAACAGCACCACUGGCCUUGACUAGCCUGCUCCCUGCCACACAUACUGGUUGUUUCUCUGGAGACAGCAUUGUAUGCACUGAGAUGAGCAACUGGAGAGCCACCAGCAGCCAUCCCCUCUCUUUGUGCCUCACAGCUCCAGUGACUGAUGGAGAUGGAGAUGGGAUCGUUGGCUGCCUUCAUGGAGUUGUUUAAGGAGCACUUAGAAGAUGCUUUAUGGGCGUCCCUACAAUUUCACCAUUAGAAGAGUAGUUCUGUUAGGCUGAAAUUUGUCUUUUUACUCAACCUCUUCUUAAAUUAGGAAUCACUUCUGGAAAGGAAAACACAUCAAGUCAUACAUACUUUUUCCUGUGCUUUUUCUCAUGGAGAGGAGCAGCACAAGACAAGACACCCAGCUGUUCAGGCUGCUGAAUGAGAUGGUGAGGAGUGGGUGGUAGAAGUGAAGAAAGGAGGAGGUGGGAGCAAUCAAGUAUUUGCUUGCUUGAUUCCACAAACAAGAAGCUUCUUUUCUCUUUAACCUAACAUUUGACUGUUUAACUUUGCAAGGUUAUAUGGGAAACAAAAAUCCUUGCUAUGAAAACAUUAGCAAAUGUAUCACUUAUAAAAUGGGUACCAUCAGGCAUCCCCCUGCUUAGCACCAGAGUCUCUCUUGCUGCCUCAUCUACAGUUUUGUGGAUCAGUCUUGUGAUGCCUGAGAGUCAAUGUGCAAACUGUCCUCGAACUUUAAUUGAUGAUCUUGACAAACAUUCAGGAUUCUGUGAAGGUGGUAAGAGAGGUGUCACAGAACUGCUAAAAUACACUUCAACUAUUGAUAAAAGAGCAUGGAGCGGAGUUAGACCGGUUAGCAGCUGAAUCAGAGGUAAAUAAACAAGGAUGAUGAUGAGAUGGGAGCUUCCAAAAAGAAGCGUUUUAAUAUCAAAUGUUGAAGAGAGGCUCUUGGGAAAACUGCUGAAGUCUUUAGAUAUUUUUGCAAAAAUUACCCACUUUUUGAUGUUCAGCAAAAGUAACCAUUAAGUAAAGGCAGAAAAAUUGGCUGGGUACGGUGGCUCAUGCCUGUAAUCCCAGCACUUUGGGAGGCUGAGGUGAGCAGAUCACCUGAGGUCAGGAGUUUGAGACCAGCCUGGCCAACAUGGUGAAACCCCAUCUCUACUGAAAAUACAAAAAUUAGCUGGGUGUGGUGGUGGGCACCUGUAAUCCCAGCUACUUGGGAGGCUGAGGCAGGAGAAUUGCUUGAACCUGGGAGGCGGAGGUUGCAGUAAGCUGAGAUCGCACCACUGCUCUCCAGCCUGGGUGAUAGAGUGAGACUCCGUCUCAAAAAAAAGAAAAAUUAUGCCAAAAAAUUAAGUACUUUUGUGGCUUAAAACAACAAUGUAUUGUCAUUUCUCAAGGCUCCAUGGGUUGAUUGAGUUCAGUUUCUCAUUUGGCGUCUCUUGUAGUUGUAGUGAGUUGUUGGCUGAGGCAGAAGCCACCUGAAGGCUUGACUAGGCAGGGCAAUCGAGGUGGUACACUCACAAGGCUGGUCAUUUCCUGGGGCUCAGCUGGAAAGGUGGACCAGAGUUCCUACACAAGGCCCUUUGAUGUGGUUUGGGUUUCUUACAACAUGGUGAUUGUGUUCUGGAAGGAAGUCUCCUGAGACUUAGCUUUUCCUAAAGGCCAAAAAUCAGCUAUUGGGGUCUCAUUUGCUUAAAAUUAUUGGCAUGUUGUUGAAAUUAUAAUGAGUUUUAGUAAAGCAAAAUUAAAACAAUUUUCAUGACUUUAAUUUCACUUUUUUCAUGAUUUUCUAUGAAAUUUUGGUCCUCAUUUUAACAAGAUUCCUUUUUAACAAUCUUUUACUAAAACCAGUCAUUCAUGGAUAAGGAGAUCCUCUUACACUAAUUAUUUAAAUGUGUACAUAUACAUGUUCAUACCAAGGGUUGAAUUGUUAAAGCGAAUUCAGAGUGACUUACAGAUCUUACCCAACAUGAAACUAAUGAUUCAAAUGAUAAGAGGCAAGUGCCAGGCACAAAUGAAACACUCUUUUCUGGAGGAGACCAACAGUUUUAAUUAUUUCUGGGGUUUUUUUGGUCAAAUUUCUCAUGUUGCUUCUAGAUUGUUUUCCAAAUGUCAUUUAGUUUUCUAUCUGUACUUUUUGUGAUUCUCUGAAUUCUCUGUCAGACAUUUCGGAGAUCUUCAAUUCUUCUGGGUCCAUUGCUACAGCUUUGUUAUCUCUUUUGAUGGUGUCGUUUUCCCCUGAGUUUUCACAGUCCUUGCACUUCACGUCGAUCCCUGUGCAAUUGAGAAGAUAGUCACCUCUGACAGUUUUUUAAGGGUUCUUGGUGGUGUCAGAGCUUUGCUACUUAGUAUUGGAACUUAAACUCUGGUCUGUUGUUUCUUCCUGUUCUGAGUGAGACUUGCGGUGAGCACUGGAACUUAAACAUUGCCCUGGAACUAUAUUGCUGCUCUGUCAACAUUUCCCAGUUCAGGGAAGAUGUAAGUGGGUAUCAGAACUUAAUCUUGAGCUUUUCGUUGUUUCCAGGCCAGGGGAGGGCUCUCGAGUAUACCUAGGCUCGUGGAAAAUGCAGCCAGGGAUUUGGACCUCCCUGUGGAUUGUGCCAGCCAGUCCCUUCACCAUGGUGUCCCCACUGAUCAGAGCUCAGAGUGCACCAGUACACCAGUUGCUGCAAUCAGUGCUUGGCUUUUUGUCCCCAGUUCACCCCAGGUCAUUCAGCUAUCCUGGCAUUCCCAGUGGUUCCUGUGGGACGGGGCCAGAGUGGGUGUCCCAUGAAGAUGACCAGAUCAGUGGGGAGAUAAAAUGCUCACCUGUAAUUCUCUCCUGUCACCUUGGAAACCAUGGAUCUAGAGACAUUCUCUGAGUGACACUAUGCCAGCUGGGAGUGGUGGCACAGUCCGAAUUGAUUGUUUCUCUUACCAGUUCUGGCUUCUUUCAAUUCUGUGGACCUAGGGGGUUUCUCAGCUUCUCCCCAAAGUUCUGGUGAAUUCAGGGUGGUGUUCUUGUCUUUGAAUAGUUGGAAUAUAUUUCUGUGGGGGGAAAGGUUCCAGAGAAUCUUCUAUUCUGCCAUCUUGUUGAGCUCUCCCAAAAUGUCCCCUUCUCCUACAUUGGCACACGCUUUAGUUUCACAUUGACUGAUGAGUUUUGAGCAACGUAUACAAAGAAACAUUGUUCUCAAAGGAAACUGGUGAAGUUUGGGGGUGCCUCCAUUUUGCACGUUGUUCAUUACACGGGUAGAAUAUACUUAUGUGACUACCCGUACCCUUUCUCCAGCUUCCCUCCCCCAUAAACCUAUAAAUCCCAAAUUUAUUUAUAAUAAACAAUCUUGACAGAUUAGGUAUAUCCUGCUGGAAAUAGGACUAGUUCACUGAGUAUAACGUUUCUACAGAGCAGUCUGAUUGAGGUCUUCAGCAUCUUUGCAAGGUGCCCUGGUUGAGGUUAUUUUUCCUGCAGGCAUUCCUGUGGGGAAGGAGUGAUUUGCAGGCUUGAUGCUAACAUUACCUGUAUGGUACAUUUUGGCCAACACCAGCCUGUUAAUGCCUGAGGCAGAGGCCUCUGGAAUGAGAAAACAGGACUAGAAGCCUGCCUACUUAGUAGCUUGGCAAGUGUCAACAAGUUAGUCUCUGUGACUGGUGACUUAGUUGGAGUUCCACCCAAAGCAGAUCCUGAGACAAGGAUUUAGUGCAAGUAAUUCAUGUGGCCAUCAUCCAGAGGAGCAUGGGAGAAAGUGGGGAAUUUAGACAGGGAAAGGAGGAAGUUAGCAAAGGGUGAGUGAAGGAGAACAAGGGCCCAGGACAGUGAGGCCCCACCUCAGAACUGCCCUCCUGGAAGGACGAAGGAGCCGUGGCGCUGACCCCCACCUCCUGCCCCUCAAUAGGGAGCAUCACUCCCCGACGUCAACUCCCAGCUCUUCCUGGCCUGCCCUGUGCUCAGGCCGAGCAUGGCCUAAAGCAGGGAAUAUGUCUAGGCAGAGUGACACAGGGAGCCAUGGGCAGGUACAGGAUCUAUCUGCAAGUGACUACAGGGGUGGCUUCAGGGCUGACCAAUGGCAUCUGCUAUCAUGGAAUUAAAGUAACCUACCCCACGAAGUAGCUGUGCCAAGUAAGUGAAAUAAUGCACAAGGAAGUUCUGUGUAAACUUUCAAGCAUCAAGCAAAUGUUAGUUAUUUCUUGAGGACAUUAUGUAAAGUGAAAUAAGCCAGGCCCGGAAGGACAAAGACUGUAUGAUUCCACUCAUAUGAGGGGCUUAGAGUUGUUAGAUUCAUAGAGACAGAAGGUAGAAUGGUGGUGGCCGGGGGCUGGAGGGAGGAGGGAGUGGGGAGUUAGUGUUUAGUAGGAACUGAAUUUCAGUUUGAGGAGAUGAAAAUGUUCUGGGGAUCUAUUGCACAACAAUGGGCAUGUAGCUAACCCCACUGUACUGUAUUCUUAAAAAUGUUUCAGGUGGUAAAUUUUAUGUUAUGUAUAUUUUACCACAAUAAAAAAGUGAGUUAUUGUACUUUCAAGGCACUCGGUGUGUUUCUCAGGAUGCUGGGCAGCACAUGGCCCCGAGACAGGUGCCAAGUCAAUACUUGGGUGAUGAAGGAUGAAGACAAACCUCCUCUUCAUCUUCACUCCAGUGAGUGGAGCACUGGCACUGUUGCCAGUGAGAGGCAAAGACACAAGGCCAAUUCAACAACCCACCUCAAACCUGUAUUUCCAAGUGAGUGCAGACUCCCCUGAUUCCAAUGAAGCUGCUGUUGAGGGCCGGAUAGCAGCCACUCUUGGCUUUGCGGGCCGUACAGUCUGUGCUGCAAUGACAACUCUGUGGGUGUGUGAAAGCAGACACUGCUUAGAUGAACGAGGAUGGCAGCACGCCAACAAAUUCAUUAUGGACACUAAAAAUUGAAUUUCAUGUAAUUUUCAUGUCAUAGAAAUUCUUUCUUUUCCCCUUCAACCAUUUAAAAAUGUAAAAAAACUAUUCUCAGCUUGUGGGUUUUACAAAAACAGGUGGCAGCCAGAUUUGGUAGUGGCCGGACUUUGCCACCUCCAGCCUGGAGUGUUUUGGGAAUUCCCUGUUCUGAAAUGGUCUCCAGUGUGGCUGCAGCACGUCCAUUUGACAAUCCUGACCUCGGUGGUGGCAAAUCUUCCUUGUUUCCUGGUGGAUUUAACUUUGCAGAAGGACCAGCAGACAUCCUGACCCAAACCUGAUGGAUGAGAUUGGUGUAAAGUUGAGAAAUUCUGUUUUGGAUUAAUCACAAGGUGAUUUAAAAAAUGAGAGAUUUUCUGUAGUAAGUACAUUGCCUGUAAAUAGAAUUCCAAUUCUACAUGCUCAGGGACCAUUUUGUUCACUUGUAUCAAACUAUAUUCUCUGGAUUCAGAGGGAAUUAUUGGAACUUUUCAGAGAUCAGGAAUAAAAUGUUCAUGCAUGAGAAUUUUGUGUUGGGCUUUUAGAAGGAUGAGGAUCUCACAUAUGGCUUCUGGGUACAGCAUGAAUAAAAUGCAGUUGCUAACAAAUUAAAAACCAGAACGUUCCUCAUAUUGGGUUGAUUAGCACUUGCAGGUUCUGUACCAUCACUAUCCUUAACGAGGAACAUAAGCCUUGUCCCAAGUUGCAGGAUAAAUAUUUCAGGAACUCAGUUGCAAAGGUCAGUAUUACAUUGAUUUAUUGAUGUAUGCUUUUAAUCAAAUGAACCCUUUAGAAUUAGUUGCCCUUAGGCAAAUGUCAAAAGCUCAAAACAUUCCUUAAAACACUUAAAACAAAAUAAUGACACAAUAAAACAUCAUUAAAAAUCCUUCAGGCUCAUUAGCUCUAGUUAAAGAUGGUUGAAUGCUUAUGAUAAUUGAAUUGAGCCACUGAGCACUUCCUGUCUUUCUUCUUCCAAGAGGAGAGAAAAUAGAUGAGGGCUGAGAAGCAGUCUUCCUUCUGCAUGUGACUAAGCUAGGAGCUUGCUAACCCAGUGAGUGCGUGACAAUGCUGAUAGUAUUUUUGGAGGGUUUAGCAUCCCCAAAUCUUUUCUUUUAUUUCUACAGACCAAGAACAAGGGUAUUUCCCAGUUGAAUUUUAGGCGUAGACAUAUGGAAAAGAAUAAUCUAUAUUAUCUUUACAUGGAUAAAGCUGGCCUAUCAGCCUAGUGGCCUGUGUCAGUCCUCGACGUCCAGCCAUUUUCUCCUCCAGGACAGUGGCUCAGCACCCUCUCCCACAACGCUUCGAGCAUUAUCAUGUUAGACAGUUCCUGCUUGCUUUGACUUCUCCUUGCAGACCUCCUGCCCAACUGGUAUGGCCUGAAAGCUUGUGUACUCCCAGAUUCAUAUGUUGAAAUCCUAACCCUUCAUGUGACGGUAUUUGGAGGUGGAGUUCUUGGGAGGUAAGUGGGUGCUGAAGAUAAGGCCCUCAUGAAUGAGAUUAGUGCCCUUGAAAAGGAGGCCUCCCAUUACCUCCCUCAGCCCUUCCACCACGUGAGGACACAGUGAGAAGGUACUGUCCAUGAACCAGGAAGCAGCCCUCACCAGACACUGAAUCUGCCAGUGCCUUGAUCUUAGACUUUCCAGCCUCCAAAAGUGUGAGAAACAAAUUUCUGUUGUUUAUGAGCCACCCAGUUUAUGGGACUUUGUGAUAGCAGCCUGAACAGACGAAGACACCAACUUUUGAUCAUUUUCCUUAUUUUUCAUAAAGUUGCUGAACAGAAGUGAGGGAAGACGAUGCCAGUGACAGCAGAACAUUGCUGAGGGCUGCAGAAAUAUGACAGCCCCUGGGCCCCUGCACUUCCCCUCCCUGCACAGACAAGAGUAUGGUGAAGAACGGAAUGAAGUUAUAAUGCUUGGGAAGUGGCCUGUGAGGCCUGAUGAGCCCAUGCUCUUUCUCUCACGUGGUAAGAAAUGACCUCGAGUGACCAGAGGGGCUCAUCAGAGCUGAUCUGAAUUCAGUAAAAGGGCUGAUGUGGAAGAUGAGGCAGAGAGUGGGCCUUAGAUCUCAGAAGUGUCUGUUGGAUGAUGGAGACCUUCACAGAGAAAACUUUCUCAGGAAGCGUUCCCAGCAGAGGUCUCAGCCCCUGGCUGAUUCACAGCCUGGAUUUAGAACGGAGAUUGAGUCAGAGGAGAUUCCACCUCUCCAUGCAUUCCCACAGUCCUGAAACUAGUCAAGCAUUAGAACCAGAAUUCAAACUGACGGUCUGAGCCCAGAGCUCUGCUCUUCAUCUUACCCAGUAUUACAUUCAUUCCCAUAUUGACUGAAGAUUCACUUUCACUGUUAUCAUUAAAAGUAAGUUGAGAAAUUGACAUGUCAUGUAGAUGCUAUGAGGAAUCACUGGGGAGAGACUAAGAUGUUCCUUCAAGCUUCAGAUCUUUCAGAGAGAUAAGUAGUGUGGAGUUGCACUGUUGGGAAACGAGUCUUGGUGUUCUGGCUCUUCACUCGUUCGCCUGCCUUCCUCCUCCAGCCCAGCUGCUGCAGUGUGGCAUGUUACGCUUACACUUCAUGGAGGAAAUGGAACUGGGGCUGCUCCAAUGUUCUCUUUUCAGGUUUUAAUGGAAGGUUCUGCAUUCAGCUGCACCAACACUGCUUGCAAACAAGAAAAGAACCGAGAGAGUGGAGAACGCUGUGCAGGGACUUGAGUAUGGAUUCCAGGGAGUAUCUGGAAAUUCCCACCUCACAGGUCCAUCUCACCUGGUGGUUGUUCCUACUGAAAAAGGAUCCCGUGGUCCUGUGUCCUGAGGGCCACAAACAGCAUAAAUGUUCCAGAGCAGAGCCUGGAAGUGGGAGGGUACAGAGGGAAGACAUAAGAAGAUGGGGGUGGAAGCAUGAAGGGCAGUUCUAAAGUGUCUUGGGGAGAAUAGGAGAUAAAUUAGAUGAUAAUGCACAAGGCCAAGGGCAUGGCAAAAUAAGGAACCAAGAAGAAUGAAACUGAUUUGAUGAAGAUAAGGAUUAACAGUACACACAGUUAUGAAUAAAAGAUGCAUUAUGUAAUAAUUAGCAGGUAUCUAUAGGUUGGUGCAAAAGUUAUUGCGGUUUUUGCCAUUGAAAGUAAACGCAAAAACUCGCGACUACUUUUACAGCAACCGAAUACAUCUUCUUUCACCAAGGAGCUUAAAUGUUUUAAAAUAAACAAAAUGUCGUUAUGCACCCUACCUCCCUCCGCAGUUUGGAGCCCUUCCUUUUCCAGAAUGAUGCAGCCCAGGUCCCCCUACCCUUUGUUCUCAGCAGCAAGUCUCCGGAGAGGUUAUAUAUAUAUAUAUAUAUAAACAAAUAAAUGAUUUACCUUUUUGCCUUCCUGUGUACCACAUUCAGAUUUUGCUUUUGAAAAUUCCAUCAAGGCAGCUAUGAUGUCCAUGUUUAAUCUACUUAUGUCUGCAUCAACUGCUACCCUAACUUCUUCUCUUUAUCACUCUCUUGCAAUUAACAUUUUGUCAUACUUGUGUGCUACAUAAUAUAUAGUUUUUGUGUUUUUGAAGUCUAUAAAAAUCAUAUCCUAUUCUAUGUAGUUUUCUUUGUAUUGUUUUUUCCACUCAGCAUUAUGCAGAGUGGUUCAAUGUCUUUGUGUGUAGUGUAGUUCAUUUAUUUUGACUGCUAAAAUAUAUUCCACUGAGUAAAUAUACUAGAUUUUAUUUAUCCUCUUGUCAGUGGACUGUUUCCAGGUACUUUUUGAAAUGUGGACAUAUUGCUAUUUAAACAACGUUUCUAUAUAUGUCUCCUUGUACACUUCCGCAAGAAUUUCUCUUGGGUGUAUACCUAGGAGUAAGAUUACUAGGUCAGAUUUAUAAAACAAUACCGAAGUGCUUUCAAGGUGGGCCAGUCAGAUCAAGUGAACCAAUUUACACUCCCAUCCACGAUAUAUGAGUCUACUUCCUUCACAUUCUCUCUGUACUUCUCAAUGUUUGCCAAUCUGCAGGGUGUAAAAUGGUAUAACGUUGUGGGCUUAAUUUACAUUUACCAGAUUACAAAAGUGGUUGAGCAUCUUUUAUGACUCUUAGCCAUAUGGUAUACUGAGUUGAAUAGAGUCCCUGCCUCCCCCAAAAUUCCUGUCCACCUGGACCUCAGAAUGUGACCUGAUUUGGAAAUAGGGUUUUAUAGCUGUAAUUAGUUAAAUUAUAUUGAUGUUAUACUGGAUUAGGAUUGACCCUAAAUACAAUGACAUAUAUCCUUAUAAGAGAACCAUGUGAAGACAGAAGUGAUAUGGUUUGGAUGUGUCCCCACCCAAAUAUCAUCUUGAAUUGUAACUCCCACAAUUCCCACAUGUUGUGGGAAGAAAACUCUUUCUUUUGUAGAUUGCCCAGUCUCAGGUAUGUCUUUAUCAGCAGCGUGAAAAUGGACAAAAUUGGUACCAGUAGAGUGGGGCAUUGCUGAAAAGAUAACGAAAAAUGUGGAAGCGACUUUGGAACUGGGUAACAGGCAGAGUUUGGAACAGUUUGUAGGGCUCAGAAGAAGAUAGGAAGAUGUGGAAAAGUUUGGAACUUCCUAGAGACUUGUUGAAUGGCUUUGACAAAAAUGCUGAUGGUGAUAGGAACAAUAAGGUCCAGACUGAGGUGGUCUCAGAUAGAGAUGAGGAGCUUCUUGGGAACUGGAGCAAAGGUGACUCUUGUUAUGUUUUAGCAAAGAGACUAAUGGCACUUUGCCUUGCCCUAGAGAUUUGUGGAACUUUGAACUUGAGAGAGAUGUUUUAGGGUGUCUGGUUGAAGAAAUUUCUAAGCAGCAAAGCAUUCAAGAGGUAACUUGGGUGCUGUUAAAGGCAUUCAGUUUUAAAAGGGAAAUAGAGCAUAAAAGUUUGGGAAAUGUGCAGCCUGACAAUGAGAUAGAAAAGAAAAUACUAUUUUCUGAGGUGAAAUUCAAGCCGGCUGCAGAAAUUUGCAUAAGUAUCGAGGAGAUGAAUGUUAAUCCUCAAGACAGUGGGGAAAAUGUUUCGAGGGUAUGUCAGAGUUCUUCACAACAGCCCCUCCCAUCACAGGCCUGGAGUUUUAGGAGGAAAAAGUGGUUUCGUGGGCUGGGGCCAGGGUCCCCAUGCUGUCUGCAGCCUAGGGACUUGGUGCCCUGCAUCUCAGUUGCUACAGCCAUGGUUGAAAGGGGCCAACAUAGAGCUUGGGCCAUGGCUUCAGAGGGUGCAAGCCCCAAGCCUUGGCAGCUUCCAUGUGGUGUUGACCCUGUGAGUGCACAGGAGUCAAGAAUUGGGGUUUGGGAACCUCCGCCUAGAUUUCAGAAGAUGUAUAGAAACACCUGGAUGCCCAGGCAGAAGUUUGCUGCAGGGGCGGGGCUCUCAUGGAGAAUCUCUGCAAGGGCGGUGCAGAAGGGAAAUGUUGGUUGGAGCCCCCCACAGAGUACCACCUAGUGGAGCUGUGAGAGGAAGGCCACUGUCCUCCAGACCCUGGAAUGGUAGAUCCACUGACAGCUUGCACCAUGUGCCUGGAAAAGCUGCAGACACUCAACACCAGCCUGUGAAAGCAGCUGGGAGGGAGGCUGUACCCUGCAGAGCCACAAGGGCAGAGCUGCCCUAGACAAUGGGAGCCCACCUUUUGCAUCAGCAUGGCCCCGAUGUGAGACAUGGAGUCAAAAAAGAUAAUUUUGGAGCUUUAAGAUUCAAUAUGCCCUGCUGGAUUUUGGACUUGCAUGGGGCCUGUAGCCCCUUUGUUUUGGCCAAUUUCUCCCAUUUGGAAUGGCGGUAUAUAUCAAAUGUCUGUACCCCCAUUGUGUCUAGGAAGUAACUAGCAUGCUUUUGAUUUUACAGUAUCAUAGGUGGAAGGGAUUGCCUUGUCUGAGAUGAGACAUUGGACUGUGAACUUUUGAGUUAAUGCUGAAAUCAGUAAAGAAUUUGGGGGACUGUUAGGAAGGCAUGAUUGGUUUUUAAAUAUGAGAACAUGAGAUUUGGCAGGGGCCAGGGGUGGAAUGAUAUGGUUUAGCUCUGUCCCCACCCAAAUAUCAUCUUGGAUUGUAACUCCCAUGAUUCCCACAUGUCAUGGGAGGAACCCAGUGAAAGGUGAUUUAAUUAUGGGGAUGGAUCUUUCCUGCACUGUUCUCUUGAUAGUGAAUCAGUCUUAUGAUAUCUGAUGGUUUUAAAGAGGGGAGUUUCCUUGCGCAAGCUCUCUUCUCUUGUCUUCUGCCAUAUAAGACGUGCCUUUCACCUUCACCAUGAUUGUGAGGCCUCCCCAGGUUUAUUGGAACUGUAAGUCCAAUAAACCUCUUUCUUUUGUACAUUGCCCAGUCUUGUGAAAAGUAACUAAUACAAGAAGGAUAAGUUGGAGUGAGGCAUCUACAAGCCAGCAAACACUAAAGAUUGCCAGCAACCUCCAGGAGCUGGGAAGAGACAAGGAAGGAUUCUUCUCUAGUGCUUUCAGAAUGAGCAUGGCUCUGCCAGCACUCUGACUUUUUUCCCCUGGUCAAUGUUAAAAAAUUUCUCUAGCAAGUCCAUAAUGCUGUAAUUGCCAUAGCCUUAUAUAAGUCUUGAUAUCUGGAGGGGCAAUUCCCUCUGCUGUUCAUUUUGUUUAGGAUAAUAGAGCAACUGUUGCCAGGGGUCUCCCCAAAUUCUUUUGGAUUCAUUUGCAUUCUCCAUUGCACUACCAGUUUUUUCUGGGAGUACUUCCUAAUAAAUUACUUUCACAUGUA
Pan troglodytes (chimpanzee) is the source of this 17061-nucleotide messenger RNA. It is a transcript of the gene MAS1, whose product is annotated as MAS1 proto-oncogene, G protein-coupled receptor. Gene Ontology annotation, biological process: G protein-coupled receptor signaling pathway. Gene Ontology annotation, cellular component: plasma membrane. The record is from RefSeq and is a predicted model, not a curated record. The transcript is spliced from 3 exons. Gene Ontology annotation, molecular function: angiotensin receptor activity. The coding region runs from base 433 to 1410 and encodes 325 amino acids. Lineage: Eukaryota; Metazoa; Chordata; Mammalia; Primates; Hominidae.